Molecule: messenger RNA, 14566 nt
Organism: Epinephelus fuscoguttatus (brown-marbled grouper)
Lineage: Eukaryota; Metazoa; Chordata; Actinopteri; Perciformes; Serranidae
Gene: dysf
Product: dysferlin, limb girdle muscular dystrophy 2B (autosomal recessive)
Exons: 56
Coding region: 467-6796 (2109 amino acids)
Biological process (GO): plasma membrane repair; T-tubule organization; macrophage activation involved in immune response
Cellular component (GO): membrane; T-tubule; cytoplasmic vesicle
Molecular function (GO): calcium ion binding; calcium-dependent phospholipid binding
Source: RefSeq, a predicted model, not a curated record
GAGUGUGUUAGACAGAGUCAGAAUGAGAAAGGAGCCGGCUUUGUGAAAACGCCUCAAUACUUCAGGAAAACUUUUUUAUUUAGUAGUUUGACAGAUGCUGUGCGGCAAAACAUGAAAACAAUCUUUGGAUAAUCCGUUUUUCACGUUGUUUUUGUGAUGCUGGGACUUUCAUCUUCCAAAAAACAAGGACUUAAGUUACUGACAAUCUUUGGGAUUUGAUUUAACUUUGUUCAUCUCAAGCAGUGGAUAUUUUUUAGGAGUGCAAUCAUUUUCUUUUUUCACACCUUUUCCUUUUUUUUCCUCCAUUUGCCACCAGUUGGUCUUUGGUUUGUUAGUUUUGUUGGUUAUUAUCAUCAUCACAGCUCCCAGGGUCAUGUAAGGAGCCGUUCCUCCGGCCCUGGAUCCCUCUCAUCACCUGUCGACAAGCCGAAGCAAAUCCCUUCGUUAAGCCGCACAGGUUUCAGCCAUGUUACGGUGCGUUCUUCAGCGAGCCAACAACCUGAGACACUCUGACCCUCUGGCUAGUGUCACGUUCAGAGGGUCUAAGAAGAAGACGAAGGUCAUCAAGAACAACCCCAACCCUGUUUGGAACGAGGGAUUUGAAUGGGACCUGAAGGGGAUCCCUCUGGACUCUGGAGCAGAGCUGCACUGUGUCGUCAAAGACCAUGAGAAGAUGGGGCGAAACAGGUUUCUUGGGGAAACCCGGCUGGCUCUCAGAGAUGUGCUCAACUCCCCCAACUUGGCCGCCACCUUCACCAUCUCCCUGCUGGACACCAAAAGAAACAACACAGGGGCCACACUGACCCUGCAGGUUUCCUACAUCCCUCCUCCAGGAGCGGCUCCAGUGUUUCAGCCUCCUCCUCAGCCUGAGCCUCUGCCCCAUAACAACCCCAGUGUGGAGCUGGACACUGUCACAAUGAUUUCUCUGGACACUCUGGGCGAGGAGGACACAGAGAGUAUGAUGAUGCUGGAGCCGACAGAGGACCAGGGUCCCGAUGACGGACGCUCCAUGGUCAUCGUCGGUCCUCAGGGGCCCACUGGCCACGAGUCCCCCGCCGCCCAGACACCUAAACGCUCGCCACCAACCUACAACACCCACGGAGGGCUGAGGAAGCGGAGGAGAGGAGCCAGCAGUCAGCCCAAACCGCUGCCCAAUAAACCACAGGACUUACAGGUUCGUGUGCGGGUCAUCGAGGGCCGACAGUUGCCGGGCAUCAACCUCAAGCCUGUUGUCAAGGUAACAGUAGCUGGACAGACCAGGAGGACCCGCAUCAGAAAGGGCAACAACCCGUUCUUUGAUGAGACGUUCUUCCUGAACUUCUUCGAGACUCCUUCAGAUUUGUUUGAUGAACCCAUCUUCAUCACUGUGUGUGACUCCCGCUCGCUCAGAACUGAUGCUGUGAUCGGAGAAUUCAAGUUGGAUGUGGGCACCGUCUACAAUGAGCACAGACACUGCUUUUUGAGAAAAUGGCUGCUGCUCUGUGACCCCGACGACCUCUCUGCUGGGGUCAAAGGUUACCUGAAAGUCAGCCUGAUGGUUUUGGCAGCUGGAGACGAGCCACCGGCUGAUAAACGUGAGUGUGUGGAGGACAAAGAGGAUAUAGAAGGAAACCUGCUGAGACCGGCUGGUCUGUCCCUGAGAGGAGCCAGUUUCUCCCUGAGGAUCUUCAGAGCUGAAGACCUGCCGCAAAUGGACGAUGCCUUCAUGGAUGGGAUGAGGCAGAUUCUUGGGUUCGACAGCAACAGGAAGAACCUGGUGGAUCCUCUAGUGGAAAUCCACUUCGCUGGCAAAACUGUUUGCACUAAGAUUCUGGAGAAGAACGCCAAUCCACAGUGGAACCAGAGUCUGACCAUGCCUGUCAGGUUUCCCUCCAUGUGUGAGAAGAUGAGGAUCAGAAUUCUGGACUGGGACAGAGCCAGUCACAAUGAUGUCAUCGGCACCACCCACCUCUGUAUGUCUAAGAUCUCUGCCCCCGGCGGAGAGAUAGAUGAUGACUUGACUCCAAGGAGCGCCCACUCUGGCAUGGAUGACAGUCUCGGUUUCCUGCCAACGUUUGGUCCUUGUUUUGUCAACCUGUACGGCAGCCCCAGAGAGUUCACCGCCUUCAACGAUCCGCACGAAGCGCUCAACCUCGGAAAAGGGGAGGGCGUGGCGUACCGAGGUCGAGUCUUACUGGAACUAACCACAAAACUGGUGGACAAGCCGGAGCAGAGGACUGAAGACAUACCAUCAGAUGACCUGCUGGUGGUGGAGAAGUUCCUCAGGAAGAGGAAAUUCUCUCUCUUUGUAGCGUUUUACUCUGCCACGCUCCUCCAGGACGUGGACGACGCCAUCCAGUUCGAGGUCAGCAUCGGGAACUACGGCAACAGGUUUGACUACACCUGCCUCCCUCUAGCCUCCACCACCCAGUACAGCAGGGCGGUGUUUGACGGUUGCCACUACUAUUACCUACCCUGGGGAAACGUGAAGCCGGUGGUGGUCCUGUCUUCAGAGUGGGAAGAUAUCAAACCGAGGAUCGAGGCUCUCAACAUGCUGCUGGCCGUCAUAGAGAGACUGGAGGAGAACCUGCAGCGGGUGCAGCUGGAGGUGAAGGCGGGCAGUGAUCUGGAGGAGGUGGAGCUCCGAGUGGUCGAGCUGUUGGAUCAGAUCAUCACAGACUGCAGUGAAGAGCUGCCCUCUCUGGACCAGUGGCAGUGCGCGACCCCUCUGGACCGCUCCCUGAGGCACAUUCGCACUCUCCACCUGCAGCAGAUUGUCGCGGCGGCCGAGGCUCUGAAGCACGGACCUGCCACUGAGUUAUCCACGGUGCUGGAGCAGGCUGAGGACUGGGCCAGCAGGCUGAGGACAAUGGCCGAGGAGCCUCAGAACAGCCUCCCAGACAUCGUGAUAUGGAUGCUGCAGGGUGACCGCCGGGUGGCGUACCACCGCAUCCCAGCACACACUGUCAUCUUCUCCCAGCAGCACUGUGGGAAACACUGCGGACAGCUGCAGACUGUCUUUCUAAAGAACCCACAGGGCAGCGGCGGAGAGGCCAAACUUCCUGGUCAGCUGAGGGUCAAAGUCUGGUUUGGAUUGGCUGCUGACGUCAAACACUUCAACCAAUACGCUGAAGGGAAACUGUCGGUCUUUGCUGAGACGUAUGAGAACCAGACCCGACUGGCCCUGGUGGGCAGCUGGGGAACUACAGGUCUGACCUAUCCAAAGUUCAGUGACGUCACUGGAAGAAUCAAACUGCCCAAAGAGAGCUUCAAACCCUCGCCUGGCUGGACCUGGGCUGGAGACUGGUACAUCAGUCCCGAGAAGACACUGCUGUUUGACGUGGACGCUGGUCACAUGACCUUCACAGAGGAAGUGUUUGAGAACCAGAUGAGGUUACCGGGCGGACAGUGGAUUGGUAUGCCGGAGGGUUACACUGACGUGAAUGGAGAGAAGGCUGUGCCAAAGGACGAGGUGGAGUGUCCUCCAGGGUGGGCGUGGGAGGAGGUGGAGUGGAGCGAAGAUCUCAACAGAGCUGUGGAUGAUCAAGGAUGGGAGUACGGCAUCACCAUCCCUCCGGACCGCCGUCCCAAGUCGUGGGUGCCGGCAGAGAAGAUGUACCACACCAACCGAAGGCGACGAUGGAUACGAAUGAGACGACGAGACCAGCAGAAGAUGGACGCCCUCAGAAAGCAACGUCCGGAUGAGACGGAGCGGGAGGGCUGGGAGUAUGCGUCGCUCUUCGGCUGGAGGUUCCACCUGAAGCCCAGGAAGACGGACAGCUUCAGGAGACGCAGGUGGAGGUGCCGCAUGGAGCCGCUGGAGAAGACAGGACCCGCGGCCAUCUUUGCUCUGGAGUGUUCUCUGAGCAGCAUAGAGGACAAGAACGAUGACAAGUCCAUCACCACCACGUUCGGAGUCAACAGACCGACCAUUUCUUGUUUCUUUGACCGCGGAACCCGCUACCACCUGCGCUGCUACCUGUACCAAGCCAGAGACCUGCUGGCCAUGGACAAAGACAGCUUCUCAGACCCGUACGCCAUUGUGUCGUUCCUCCAUCAGUCCCAGAAAACAGUGACGGUGCGUAACACUCUGAAUCCCACCUGGGACCAGACGCUCAUCUUCUAUGAGGUGGAGAUUUGUGGAGACCCCGAGGCCACGAUGGCCAAUCCGCCCAACGUGGUGGUGGAACUUUACGAUCAGGACACAUACGGCGCAGAUGAGUUCAUGGGCCGCUGUGUGUGCCAGCCCACCCUCACCACCUCCCCCCAGCUGGCCUGGUUCCCGAUUCGCCAAGGGGACAAGAACGCCGGCGAGCUGCUGGCCGCCUUCGAACUGAUACGCAGAGAAAAGCCAGCAGUUCAUCAUAUCCCAGGUCAAGAGGGAGACAUCAUGACCUCCACCCACGUUCUAGAUGAGUUGAUGUUUCCAGGAUUCCUCUCUGAAAACCUGCAGCAAUGGCCGGAGGAGUCGGACCUCCCGCACCCGCCCCCUCAGAGAGAGCCCAAUGUCUUCGUGGUUCCUCAGGGAAUCAAACCUGUUCUGCAGAGAACCGCCAUCGAGAUCUUGGCGUGGGGCGUCCGCAACCUGAAGAGUUUCCAGUUGGCGAGCAUCACCUCCCCGAGCCUGCAGGUGGAGUGCGGAGGCGUCAUGGUCCAGAGCUGCGUCAUCCGCAGCAUGAAGAAGAAGCCCAACUUCGACGUCAACAUGCUCAUCCUUGAUGUGAGACUUCCCUGCGAGGAGCUCUACAUGCCGCCAAUCGUCAUCAAAGUCAUCGACAACCGUCAGUUUGGGAGGAAGCCGGUAGUCGGUCAGUGCACCAUCCGGUCGCUGGAGGAGUAUCGGUGCAGCCUGGAGGAGGAACAAGCAACACAGGAAGAGGAAGAGGAGGAAUGGAGACGUGAGACACCCCAGUUAAUUUCUGGGGAUGUUUUCAUUGACAUUGAUGACGAGGAGCCGCUUGUGCCUGACCAGGAAGAGGAGUUCAUGGACUGGUGGAGUAAGUUCUACGCCUCGACCGGAGAGAAAAACAAGUACGGGACGUACCUGGAGAGAGGCUACGACACACUGAAGGUGUAUGACCGGGAGUUAGAGAAGGUGGAAGAUUUCGAUGGUCUCUCAGAUUUCUGUCAGACUUUCAAGCUGUACAGAGGAAAGACUCAGGAUGAAGGAGAAGAUCCUUCAGUGGUGGGAGAGUUCAAGGGUAUGUUCAAGAUCUACCCCCUGCCGGAAGACCCCUCCGCCGCCCCUCCCCCCAGGCAAUUCAGAAAACUUCCUCCAAACGGCAUAGAGGAAUGUCUGGUCCGAGUCUACAUCAUCCAGGCUCAAGGACUGCAGCCCAAAGACACCAAUGGGAAGUGUGACCCCUAUGUAAAGAUCACUCUGGGGAAAAAGACCAUCAACGACCAUGAAAACUACAUCCCCUGUACACUGGACCCUGUCUUUGGAAAGAUGUUCGAGCUCACCUGUUCGCUCCCUCUGGAGAAGGACCUCCGCGUGAUGCUGUACGACCACGACAUGCUCACCAAAGACGAGAAGAUCGGAGAGACGGUGAUCGACCUGGAGAACCGCUUCCUGUCCAAAUAUGGAGCCAUGUGUGGCCUGCCGCAGUCCUACUGCGUGUCAGGGGUAAACCAGUGGCGAGACCAGCUGACACCCAGGCAGCUGCUGCACAAAGUGUGCGAGCGACGAAACCUGCGAAAGCCCGUCUACCAAGACGACGUGGUCCACUUCAGAGGGGACCAGUACACCGCUGCAGACCUUGAGGACAAAAACAUGUCCAAACGUCAUCUCGGUCCAAUUAAGGAGCGACUGGCCCUCCUCAUCUUGAGGAAGAUGGGGUUUGUACCUGAACACGUGGAGACCAGAGCGCUGUACAGCCCACUGCAGCCCGACAUCCAGCAGGGCCGUCUGAUGAUGUGGGUGGACCUGUUCCCCAAGUCGCUGGGACUGCCUGGACCCCCGUUCAAUGUCACCCCACGCAAGGCUAAGAAGUUCUUCCUGCGCUGCAUCAUCUGGAACACCAGUGAUGUCAUCCUGGAUGAUGUCAGUCUCACCGGGGAGAAAAUGAGUGACAUCUAUGUUAAGAGCUGGCUCGACGGACACGAACACAACAAGCAGAAGACCGACGUCCACUACCGCUCACUGGGCGGAGAGGGAAACUUCAACUACAGAUUCCUGUUUCCUUUCCACUACUUACCUGCUGAGCAGCUCUGUGUCGUCGACAGGAAGGAACAUUUCUGGAGUCUGGAUAAAGCUGAGACCAAACUGCCUCCUAAACUGACCAUCCAGAUCUGGGACAAUGACAAGUUCUCCUUCGACGACUACCUCGGUCACCUCGUGAUGGACCUGAACCACAUGCUGCGCCCCGCCAAGUCUGCAGAGAAAUGUAACCUGCAGCUGCUGGAGCAGCCGGCGGACAAACUGGUGUCUCUGUUCGAGCAGAAGACCGUCAAAGGAUGGUGGCCCUGCACCUGCGAGCAAAACGGAGAGAAGAUCCUCGCUGGGAAGGUGGAGAUGUCUCUGGAGAUCGUGACGGAGCAGGAGCAAGAGGAGAGACCGGCUGGACUCGGCAGAGACGAACCCAACAUGAACCCUCACCUGGAGGAGCCUCAGCGCCCAGAGACCUCCUUCCUGUGGUUCUCCUCCCCCUAUAAGACUCUCAAGUUCAUCCUUUGGAGGCGGUUCAAGUGGUUCAUCAUCCUCUUCAUCAUUCUCUUUUUCAUCUUGCUCUUCCUUGGUGUCUUCCUCUACUCCUUCCCGAACUACGCUGCCAUGAAGAUGGUGGGACCUUUCGGACCGGCCAAGGCAGCAGAGUGACGACAGAGGAGAGACGAGGAAAGUGGAGAGAAUAAACAGAAGAAAGAAAACGAGCUGAAGAACAACGUUUAUACAAGUGAAAUGAGGCUGAAUUUAACACGUUUUCAUGCCAUUCUUCUUCCUUUCCCCGAGUCUUUAAAACAUCUUGCUAAAGUUGGGAGCGAAAACUGCAGUGAUGAACUCGUGAACUUUCGUCUGACUGUUCCAGAUAAGUUUACACUCUCUUUUGUACAGAUAGACCUGAUUAGCAAUAGUGCCUGAGGUUCACAAACACCUCCGACACGACGAGCGAGUAUGUUUUCCAUUUGUGCCUUCACCGUCUCCCCUCUCAUCACAAACGCCGCAUUACUGUACCGAACGUUCUCAUCAGAUCUCAGCAUGUUUCGCCCGCGUCCUCGUCGUCCCUCCGUCUCCUCCGCCUCCUCCGCCCUCACGCUGAGAAGAAGGGGAAUAAAAGCUUGUCGCCAAACGUUGCCAUGUUCGGGAGAAAGGAAAAAAAAACAGAAUCAAAGAUUGUGAUGUUGUUGCCUGAUCUUUUCACCACCUGCUGUUUCCCCCCCGGCGGCGCUGAGGCACAGUCAGGUCAGGCAGCGGUGACUGAACGGCUUCAAACCGUCAAACUUUUAUCGUCUAAAGAUUCAGUGUUUAUGAAGAAGAAGCUUAAAAACAAUGGUGAUCCUAUUCUCUGUACAGUAUGACAUCAUUUCUACAUGUGCUGCCUUCAAGUGCAAUCAGAAAAGUCGUUAAAUGUACAACUUGAUAUCUUAUGUUAUCUGCUUUAUUGUCUUAUCUGCUUUGUCUCAGAAGUUACCAGUUUAAAUAUAGCGUUUAAAAAUCCAAGCUGCGUUCACAAUCACCUCCUCACAUGUACAUGUUUAACCUCCACGCUGUAAAAUUACUUCCUGCUUCUCUUCUUCCCUUUCCUCUUUCUCCUCAGCCUCACCUUUUUUUCCUCCUACUUUGCUGCCCCUCCAUGUCCUUUUCCUCCCUUCCCAUUCCCCUCCUUCCUUUUAAACCUCCUCCUCUUCUUCUCCUUUGCUACCCUUCGUCUAUCCUCCUUUAUCUCAUUGUGCUCUUCCUCUUCUUCUCCCCAGUCUCCUUUCCUUCCUGUUUCCCCUCCCCGUUUCCUUUUCAUCCUCAUUUCCUCCUCCUUUGCUUUCCCUCCACUUAGUUUUCCUCCUGUUCCUCCUCCUCUUCUUCCCUUAUCUUCCUUUUUAUCCUCCUCUCUCCUUUGCUCCUCCAUCAUCCUUCACCUCAUUAUGUUCUUCCUCCUCUUCUCCCAAGUCUUGACUCCUUCCAUGUCCUUUUCCUCCGUCCUUCCUGUUCCCUUACUUCCUUUUUAGCCUCCUCCUCCUCUUCUCCUUUGCUUCCUUUCUUCCAUCCUCCUUUAUAUCAUUAUGUUCUUUCUCCUCUUUUCUCAGCGUCUUCUUACUUCUUCUUUCGCUCCUGUUCUUCCUCCUUUCUUUUAUCUUCCUCCUCCUCUUCUCAUCAGCCUUACCAUAUCCCUGUUUUUAGCCCUUCAGAUUUUUUCUUCUCCUCUUCCUCCUCAUUGCCUCCUCCUCCUCCUUUCCUGACUCCUAUUGUUCUUCCUCCUCUUCUCCCCAUCCUCUCACUUCUCCACUUUUCCUUUCUUUUAUCCUCAUUUCCUCCUCCUUUGCUUUCCCGCCACUUAAUUUUCCUCCUCUUCUUCCUCUGUUUCUCCCCCGCCUCGUCUUCUACCUCCCCCUGUUCCUCCUUCCAUCCUUUUUGUCCUCACCCCCCUCAUUUUCUCCUCCUCUUCUCCCUUGCGUCCUUUCUUCUGUCCUCCUUUAUCUUAUUAUAUCUUCUUCCCAUCUUCCCUUUUUUUUCUCCUCCUCUUCAUUUCCUCCUUUCCCUUUCGGUCUCCUUAACUUCUUUGUCCUGCUUUAAAUUAUUUCUCCUCCCCCCUUCAUUCCUUUCUUCUUUCCCUCCAUCUCUCCCUACACUUCUUUCACCUCCUGCAUUAACCUCCUCUCCUUCCCAUCCUCCUUUUUCCCUCCUCCUCCUCUGCCACCUUCUCAGUUUUUCCUCUCCUUCAUUUUCAUCCUCCUCCUUUCUUCUGCCGUUCCUCCUCUUUUUCAUUCCUCCUUUAUCUUUGCGUCUCCCCAACUUCCUUGUCCUGCUUAAAAUUAUAUCUUCCUCCUUCUUCACCUCCCCUUCAUGCCUUUCCUACUCUCCUCCCUCUGUUUUUGCAUCUCCUUCUCCAUUUCUCUUUCCCACUGCAUAAAACUUCUCCUCCCUCCGUUUCCACUUCAUACUCCAUUUUUUCCUCCUCUUCACCUUCAUCCUCCUUUUCUCCCUUCUGCCUUUUGCAUCCUCCUGCGUGUCAUUGUGUUAUUCAUCCUCUUUGUCGUCCUCUCAUGUCCUCCUUCCUCGUUUCCUCCUUUUCCUUUGCUUCUCUCCGGUCAUUCUUUUCUUACUUCCCUUCUUCUCCUCUUGCUCAAACUCUGUCUGCCGUCCUCUUCUCCCCAUCUUUCUUCUUGUUUUUUCCUCCUCCUCCUCCUCCUCCUCUUCUUCCUUCUCCUUUUUGUGUCCACCUGCAUUCCACUGUGUUCCUUCUCCUCUUCUUCAUCCUCCAUCGCCUCCUUUCUUUUUCCUUUGAGUCUACCUAAUUUCCUUGUCCUGGCUAAAGUUUUCUUCCUCCUUCUUUCCUUCCCUUUACUCUUACUUCCCUCCUUCUCUUGCUUCUCCUUAUUCAUUUCUGCCUCCUCUUUCCUCCCCUUCACCUCCACCCUCGUCAUCUUCCCUCUGCUCUUUGCGCCCAGUCUUUCAGCACUCUCAGGGUUCAGCAUGUUAAGUCAGGGAUUUGCUCUUGUUGAUCUCGGCGGUGGUUUAAGCUUUGAAAGUUUGUUUUAGACAGAUGGAUGUGCGCAGAUAAGGACGACACACACAUGCACACACACACUAAGACACACACAAAGUCCGAACAGGAAAGGUUAGAGGAGAGGGACUAAUCCGCCCAAGAUCUUACAGGAUUUCCUGAAGUACGUUUAUGAGCUCAUAAGUGUGUUUUUUGAAACUGAACACAAACAAAAGAGAUAUUUAACUCCACUCUCUUCUUCUCUUGUUUAAUUCUGCAUCUUCUCAGUGGUUCCCUCUAAAGUCCAAAGGCUGGGUGCGAUCACGUGUCCGUUUGUUAGUUUGCUUUGGUCCGCACCGGAGUGGAAAAGUUGACUUUGUCCCGUUUGGUUCGUUUGGGUUUCACACCAGCCAAUUACGAGCCAACCGGGCCUUGUAAACAAAAGUCACAAGCUCAUUUAUUGGACAGCGAGUUGGUCGUCCCGGCCAGGUCAGAGAGGGUUUACCUCCAGCUCCGCUAACCUCAGCAUAUAUCACAGUAAUUAACCUUUGAAAAUCACUUAACAGCACAUUGAAUCUGAGCACCGGUCCAGACUUUUACUCCAGAAUCCCGUUCGUUCGGCCCAGCUUUCCAAACACGAGCAACUUGCUUGCUAUCAGAUGUCAACAUUUGUCUCCUUGUGCCCAUAAAGUCAGGCAUUGUGAGUUGUUUCCUGCAGAGCUGAGACCGCUGUGCUGCUCCUGAGAAACCACUGGGCAGUUUGCUUGGAGGUGGGCAGAGACCAGUCAGUGCCAGUGUAGUUCAGAUGGGUUAGAAACAAACUAAAUGCAAAGACUGAAAGAAAGGAAAGCUCAUUGAGGUGCAUUUUAUUCAUUGGCAGAACACUAAAAAGCAUCAAGGCACUCCUGAGUUAAAUCAGGAGUGCCUUGACUGUAUUCUAGUGAUUUAGUGACACUACAUUGGUCUAGUUUGAAUCAUGUUCAUUUUCUACGCACCAUUUGGCUUCCCUGUUUGAAUGUAAGCAUUUCUUACUGCCUACUGGAUCCGGCUGUGAUAAUCUUCUACCAUUCUGCAGAGCCUACGCACAGGGCCUACGCCAUUGUGAGCAUUUAUACUUGUGGGGUGGUGUGUCUGUGUCACUCUGCAGUUACACCUCCAAUACACUAGUUGGCGGCAAAGGUUUCUGUGAAGUGCUGUGAAGUUAAGUUGAUUCAAAACAUUAAACAUGGCUUAAUAGAGACAAUUUCAAACACAAGUACACAAAUCAGCUUCACUAUAAAGGCCAAAACACACCGGCACCGUAUGACGCGUGUCAAAACAGCCGCCCCUAUUAUUUUCUAUUUACAAACCCACACCGGCGGCGGCUCGACGUGCGUCAACGUGCUGCGCUGCGGCACUUUACGCUAUUGUCCUAUUUUUCCAGCAUCGCCGCCCUUGAAAAAGCGCUAUUUUGUACUUCCCAGCUCCCAUAGUUAAUUAAUAACAUAAAGACAACUACAAUAAGCAACGUACCGUUGUUGUCUAGUUGUCAUGGUCAUCCUGCAUUGUGUGUUUUCUUCUUGUGCCCCGUCUUCUUCCUCGUCUUUUGUUCUAAUUGGCGGUUGGCAACCAGUACCAUGGCCUAGCAGACUGGAGUGUGCAAUAGAAAUCCAGUUGACGCCCCGCAGCACGACGCUUUUUGUGUGUGUUGGGGGCGGCACUUGACUCUCGUCAAUGACACCGCCGUCAUAUGACGCCGCCGGUGUGGUUUGGCCUUAACUCGCAGCAUUCACAGACAAACACUUGUCUUUAUCUGGACACAUUUUCCAACCAAAUACAACAUGCUAACGUUAUUAGUACAAGCCUAUGGCAUUUUACAUUGUAUAAAUUAGCCUAGCAGCUAGCAGCAACAUUUAACAAAGGUAACAUUACAAAUUUGGCUCCAUUACAACUCACAAGGUUCACCGACAAAACAACUGUCUUAUACUAAACACGUUUUCCAAACAAAUACAACAUGCUAACAUUAUUAGCACAAGCCUAUGGCAUUUUACAUUGUAUAAAUUAGCCUUAAUAAAGACUUAAUAAAAGCUUUGUUUCCACUGAGGGAAAUGGUUUCAGCUUACAGAAACAGACAGGAGGUCUGCGUCACCGUGACGUGUAGUUACAUUUCUGGGGAGGUGCACGUCAGGCUGCGGUGUAGGAGACGGCGUAGUCUCUACGUCAGCGCAGAGCCUGCGUCUUAGGUACAGCGUUGAUUUGAUGCAGAAGUAUAAAUCCCGUAUUACAAGGAUGAAGAUAGAGAUCCAAAUUAAGAAAACCUAAGACAACAUAAGAAAAAGAAAGUCUCAGAAGCAAGACUUUGACAUCCACUACAUCUGUUACCAUCUGUUAUCAUCUAACUGCACUAAAAACGUGUAAUUAUGCUUGUAGAAACUAUGCUAAAUUUUAAAUGCUUCUUUUCGCUCCUAAAGUGCUUCCAUUGAACUCUCAAACAGCGACAGAGCUGAGUAGCGCAACCAGAACAUGACGCAGCCGGAUCCUGUGGGCACUGGCAGUUAGACACAACAAAGCUGGCUGUGAGACACUAAAAUCUGUUUUGAAAUAAGUUGUUUGAAGCAUUUGAUAGAUUUUAUUUUACUAUCACUGUUAUUAGUGUUCGUACUUUAGGAUAUUUAGCUGUUGUUGGGUGAAUGGUUGGGUUUUUCUGCUUGGCGUUCUUUGGUUCAGGCCACGUCUCUGCCAAAAAUACGGGAUUUCAGUCAGGACCACUUUAGCCAAAGAACACUUUAUUUUCAUUUGCAGGAUUAUAUUUGGCGGUAUGGCUCUGUUCUGGGGCCCCUCUGCCUUUCCUCAGGCCUAUGCAGAAAGCUUAAUACGGAGAGAGCACUCCUUUCUGCCCUUCCAUGCGCCUACGCAGAAAGAUGCAGGUGGAGAGAGCACACCUGUCUGCCCUUCCACAUGCAAACAAAGUAAACCUAAGGCAGAGAGAGCACACCUCUCUGCCCUUCCAUGUGCAUACAUGGAAAACCUAAGGUAGGGAGUGCAGCAGCAAAGAUCCCACGGGAACAGAACAGAGCAGCAUCAAUGAUAAGUCAGACACAGCAUGAAAAGGAGGAGCUGGGGUGGAGGUGGGUUGCAAAGCAGCUUGCAGAGGAAGCAGCAACAGUAGGCAGCCAGAGCAGUUUAAAUAGGGCGCCCUGAAUGAGAUUCACCAAGUCGUUGCAUAGAAAGGAAUCAUGUGAUCUAUCAGCUGACUCCCCUCGUCAGUUGAUUGGGCUGUUUGAGAUCAGCUGAUGUAGCUGGGAUGUGAGCUGAGCAUGACAUCGUGUCCUGCCUGAACUGACGCUGUGCUCAGUUUGUGAUUCUUCAAGCUGUUUACAUGAAGAAAUAACCUUGAAGUUUGAGUGAAGACUGAAAUUUACCACUUGCUGAAAAUGCGUCUUCAGAUACAAGGCAGAAAAAAUAAAAUAGGUGUCUUCUUCUUCACUUUAGAUGAUACAAAGUGACACAAAAUGGUUCAGCUCGGUCAAGAAUUUGCACGCUGCGCUUGAAUGAAAGCCAACGAGAUACCCGUGAGGACGUGGACGAGAAAAUUGUAUCUAGAUUUAUGUCUGGGUGUUUGCCUGAACAGAUGACAAGUUUAUUGACUUGUGUUAGUGUGUUGAAGUAUCUGCAGUUAUAUAUUUGAAAGAGCUUUAAACGUCCUGCUGAUGUAAACUCACGAAGCCUGAAAAUGGAGAAACCUUAUUUGACAAUCCUGUCAUUAUCAGUGAAAGUGCUCUUUAUUAUUUUAUUCCAAGAUGCCUUCAUACCGCAAAGUAAACAUGAACUCAGCACUGUUUUGCCCCGAUGUUAUCCCUGUCAGUAAAUGUAACGUGCCUUUAGCCUUUAGCUUUGCUGCCUUGACGUAACACUAACCUCAGCAGAGAGAUCGCAAACAACCAAAAUGCUGUUUUUUUAAUAGCUACGACUUCCAGUUGCCUUCAUGAUGCUUGCUGCUGUCUAAAUGAGCAUUCACCUGAAAUUUUUAAUUAAAAUUAGUUGGUUUUUCUUUGGUGGCAAUGCACUGAAUUAAACUGCUUAACUGAUCUCUGAUGGGUUGAAACUUUUAGCUAACUCUCACCUCUGGCCACACCCCAAUCUGUGAUGUCGCUAUAUUAUUUUUCCAUUAGCUGUCAAGGUCAGAAUACCUGCUAUGACAUCACUGAUCGGGGCUUGACCAGCGUUAACGUGUGAUUAUUCUGUGCAAAUUAGCAACACUUGAUUUUCUUUUUCUUGAAGUUUGAAUUCUUGAAACGACUCGUUAAAGGCAUAGUUUGACAUUUUAGGAAAUAUGUUUACUUUAGGGGGCGGCACGGCACUCUCGCCUCACAGCAAGAGGGUUGCCGGUUCGAUCCCGGGCGUGGGAGCCCUUCUGUGCGGAGUUUGCAUGUUCUCCCCGUGGCAGCGUGGGUUCUCUCCGGGCACUCCGGCUUCCUCCCACAGUCCAAAGACAUGCAGAUUGGGGACUAGGUUAAUUGAUAACUCUAAAUUGUCCAUAGGUGUGAAUGUGAGCGUGAAUGAUUGUUUGUCUCUAUGUGUCAGCCCUGCGAUAGUCUGGCGACCUGUCCAGGGUGAACCCUGCCUCUCGCCCAAUGUAGCUGGGAUAGGCUCCAGCCCCCCCGCGACCCUCAAGAGGAUGAAGCGGUUAGAAGAUGAAUGAAUGAAUGUUUACUUUAUUUCAUAGUAUUACAUAUAAUAUUGAUACCACUUUAAUGUCUUUACAUUUCCCGUUAGCUUAGCUUAGCAUAAAGACUUUAGAGCUGCUGGUAGGUGGAUUUUAUUACGUCUGCACAGAAUAGGCAUAUCUCAAAAAAUGUCAAACUAUUCUUCAGGGGAUGAAAAAAAUAAAAUCUCCAAAAUGAAGUUUUUACAUUUGCAAAAAUGCAUGUUUGCAAAUCUUAAAGCCGUUUUUUUUUUUUUUUUUUUUUUUU